CCAUUGAUUAGGUCCACUUCAGAGGUUUGAGGUGUGGAAGGUUUAGCAGCAAAUAUUCUGACUGCUUAUGUCUGUCCUCAAAAUGAUAUAUAUAUAUAUAUAUAUAUAUAUAUAUGUUGCAAUCUGUAACUUCUCCAGUGGAUGCAACACAAUCCCACAGACUGGUCCUUUAAUAGAUAACUUGUAAAGUGUUUGUUGUAAAGAUGUACCAAAAGAGGUGAGGACUCCUCUUGAAUGUCUCAUGGCCAUUCUUUUUAUGAAUUUCUUUAUUCCUCUCUGAGUCUCUCACUUUUCACAGUUUUCAGUGUGACGUAGCAGUGGAUAAGAGUCUUUAAAUGUGUUAACAGCAGGGAAGAGUGUAUUGAUCUGGCCCAGAGGGCUGCAUUUGUUGAAAUUGAUUCACACAAUCAAAGUCGCCCAGAGGGUCUCCAGAACUGAGGAGAGGAUGCUGGAUGAUCUCAGCAUCUGCUGAAAAAAGUGCUGAGUCAGUGUGAACAAAAUCCUUUACAGCGGCCAACAGAUAAUGUUUAUGGUCUUCAUACAAGCAGCUGGAAUGAUGCUUCAGCUGAGCUACACAAUUAUAAUCUGUUGUCUCUCUAAGAACAACCUCCCUCCCUGUAUUUGUUGGAUUACUGUAAUCACGAGUCACAUCAAACAGUUCCUCUUAGAAAGUAUUUCAAUAACUUGAAAAUAUCAAUGCCAAAAUGUCACAUCUAAAAAUAUCAGCUAAAGAAAGAAAAAACAGUGAAGUCGCUGUAUUGUCUCUGUCUCCCUGCAAAAUGGUUCUCUAGUGUAAAAAAAAUCAUCUUAUAUUUUUAUUUUUCUGCAUCACAAAGCUGAGAUGUUUGUGUCGUCCUCACUGCCUCUCUCUCUCUCUCUUGUGUGUGUGUGUGUGUGUGUGUGUGUGUGUGUGUGUGAGAGAGAGAGGCGCUGUAAAGCUUUGUUUGUUUUUCCAUAGUUGUGCAGCUGCUGUAUUUGAUAGUUUGAUUGUUGCCAUAUCGUGCAUUAGAGCAGCUCACAAAAUCAGAUUAUAUUUAUAAUUCAUUUGUAGAAACUGUGAACACCACUGGCAGAUUUGAACCUCUUUUAGAACAUGAAGGAAAAGGUUUUUCAGCAAGUGCUUCUGAUAUUCCCCUGAGCAAAACAUUGCAUCCCUGUGUUGCUGCUCAGUAGAAUGGUUGUUCCAGACAUUUCUCAGGUGUUGAACGUGUGAGUCUCACUGUGUUUCAACUUAUACUGCUGCUGCUGUGUGUGUAAAUGAAUCCUUUAUGUUCCUGAUGAACAUUUCCCAAACACAUUUGAAAUUUGAUUUGAAACGGACUUGAGAUAACUAAUGCAUCACAUUGAACACUGUGUCUCCAUAGUAGCUUCCUGUCAGUAUAUUUGUUAUCUUAUCUUCUCUGACUUUGAGGCCUUUAAUAAUUGAGUGUCAUCUGACUGUAGUUCAACACUGCCCUCUAGUGGCAGGAAGGACACAAGCCUGUCUCCAGACACCUUACGUUGAACAAAAUAAUGCACUUUUUCAUCUCAUUUUAGAUCAGUGUAUAACAUCAUUUACAUGAUGCAUUUUGGGAAUCAUUUUAAAUGUUCUUUUCAGUUCUUUGAAUGCCUGCUUUUGCUAUAAGGAUGUAAAACUGUUUGAAGCUAUAGUUGUUUUCCUCUUUAUCCGAAUGAUAAAUAAGAUUGGAGAUUUCACUUAUCGACCCUGUUAAUCGUCUCUACGUUGCGGAAGUGUUCUGAUAGUGAGAGCUCACAAUGGACUGGAGGAGAGCCAGAGAUUAAUUGUGAAAUCAAAAUCAAAAGAAUUAAAUUAACAACUGGGUGUGUGAACUUCUGUCAGCAGAGUUGUUCCUCACACCUACAGCAUCUCUUUGCGGUUGGGUUGUUUUGGGUCAAUAUAAAGCCUCUGUGUCUGGCUCUGGAUGAGAGAGACUACAAAAUAAGAUGCAUUUAGACACUGAAAGCAAGUGAGAUCCUCAAACAGAACCACUGACAGUAUAUGACCCCAACACAAAGAGAAUUCAGGAGCAGGCGAAGCUUCAGAAUAGAUGCAGGAAAUGAUGGAUGAAGGGGAAGUUUGUGUUUUACUGUAGCAGGUGUGUCAACCCUCUGGUGCUCCUGCAGGAAGAGGGAGGAGGUGAGCUGGGAGGAGAAAGGGGAGACAUGCAGAUGUUUUGUUCAGCAAUCAGCUUGAUGAACAGGGUUGCUGCUGCAGCCUCAUGGAGCAACUUAUCACCUGGAAACAUUUAGAGAGAACAACUCUGGUUUCAAAAAGUGAGGAAGGACAGCAAACAAAAAUUAAGAAAACUGCAGGAGUAGAACUGGAGCUCAUCAAAAAGAGAACUGACGGACAGAAAAUGAGCAAACAUCCUCUUUGAAAGGACAAAACCAACUGACUACUACACAACAGAAGCUCAUCAGACGAACCAUAAAGAUGAUUAAAAACUGAUCCCAGAGCUUCAGAGCCUCCAACCCAACAUGGAGCAGAGGAAAGGGAGACACCAGAGUAGGAGACACCAGAGUCUGUUGAAGAUGGUCAGACACUUCUGCAGCUGGCUGACUGGCACACUGUCAACAGGUAAUCCACCAUCCAAACCCAAUAAAAAGACCAUAAAGCAGCGGUUCCUCAAACUGCUCCCCUGCUAUCGCUCUGGCUCCAGCACUUCAUCUAAUCAAAGAAGUAUAGCUGAUGAUGCCGAACUGUCGACAGUGUGCUACAGACCGGAGGGGCUCGACCGCCUCGUUCAGCAGACCAACUUCACCAAGAAAGAGCUGAAGGUCCUCUACCGGGGAUUCAAAAAUGAGUGUCCCAGUGGUGUGGUGAAUGAAGAGACUUUUAAAAGCAUCUACUCCCAGUUCUUCCCUCAGGGAGAUUCGAGUAUGUAUGCACAUUUCCUGUUUGAGGCUUUUGACACCAACAACAAUGGAUCGGUCAGCUUUGAGGACUUUGUUAUGAGUAUGUCCAUCAUCCUGAGAGGCUCCGUCACGGAUAAACUCAACUGGGCCUUUAACCUUUACGAUCUCAACAAAGACGGCUGCAUCACCAGAGAGGAGAUGACAGACAUCAUGCACUCCAUCUAUGACAUGAUGGGGAAGUAUACCUACCCCAACAUGAAUGACAGUGCUCCCAAAGAGCAUGUUGAAAACUUCUUCCAGAAAAUGGACAAGAACAAUGACGGAGUGGUAACCAUCGAGGAGUUCUUGGAGACUUGCCAAAAGGAUGAAAACAUCAUGCAGUCCAUGCACAUGUUUGACAAUGUUAUCUAAGGCUUUGGCAGACACAAACAGGAGAUUUUCCCCCUGCCUGGAGCUCAUCUGCAGUUCGGAGCCAGAGUGUACGGUGAUUCUGGGCCUUAACAGAGUGGUGCAGGGUGCAAACAGCAAUAGACUGAGGAUAUCUACCCCUAAAACCUGUGAACCCUUGUGAAAUGUAUUUAUUUAUUUUUUCAUGACAAGUGUAUAGAAAGGCAUCAAAAGGUAGAUUCUGGUGUUUGAGCUGUGCAGACCGAUUUGAACAAGCAUAUUUAACGCUGUAGAGAAACAGCUCAAUAACAGGAAGCAUUGAUGAACAGAUGGCUCUGCUAUGGCCUCUUCACUCAUAGAAGUUAUGAUUAUUAGAUUUUUUUUUCUCUAUUGCAUGAAUGAAUGCGCAGACACAUGGAAGAAACUGAAUAAUGCUCAAAAUAUCACACUCUUUCUAUACUCACAGUUGUACUAGUCAAAGGACGGCUCUAAUAAAGGGAUGAAGUUUGAAUUCAAGCAAUAAUCUAACAUCAAAUCUUCUCUGUCCUCACAUUUACUGUAAUAUUGUGUUUUUCUAUAUGGACAUGGUAACAAUGAUGAUGAAAUUGAAUAAAACCACAGUUGCUAUGCAAAACUGCAUAA
This is a messenger RNA of Dicentrarchus labrax (European seabass), 3885 nucleotides long. Its product is annotated as Kv channel-interacting protein 2-like. NCBI's taxonomy places the organism in Eukaryota, Metazoa, Chordata, Actinopteri, Moronidae. The record is from RefSeq and is a predicted model, not a curated record. Gene Ontology annotation, biological process: regulation of potassium ion transmembrane transport. The transcript has 9 exons. Gene Ontology annotation, molecular function: calcium ion binding; potassium channel regulator activity. Bases 2479 to 3267 code for a protein of 262 amino acids. Gene Ontology annotation, cellular component: voltage-gated potassium channel complex.